Messenger RNA from Drosophila kikkawai, 579 nucleotides. RefSeq lists its product as uncharacterized. Lineage: Eukaryota; Metazoa; Arthropoda; Insecta; Diptera; Drosophilidae. The record is from RefSeq and is a predicted model, not a curated record.
GCUCAAAGUCAAAUACGUUUGUAGCAAAUAUUUUCUUAUAACUUGCUUAGUCAAGAACAGUUCAAAAUGGAUUAUCAAGAAAAUAGUGUAGACCCAGACACAAAAGAUAACCCUACUGGCAACCAUGAAAACAGGUAUAAAGCCGAGAUAUCCAAAUUCUAUGCAACCAUUGCAACGGUUUCGAGAAACAUUCGUAAGGACGAUUGGACAUAUCUACAGCGCCACCCGGAGAUACGUGCCAUAAUCCGGGUCAUUACCAUGGAAGCAAUCAAUGCCAAGGCAUCGAAUAUCCAUCAAUUUGUAGCGGAUCUAUUUAGUUCCGAAAACGACAAGGAAUUGAUUGAAAAGAUAAACAGGCAACUUAAAGCGGUCAACGAAGAGAUGAGGGAAGGUAUCUGGACCAAUGCCGAUGGGGCUAUGAACUUUCCGGAAUCCUCCGAAAACUCCUCAGAAAAUAAUUCAGAUUGUCCAACACCAAAAUUAAACGACAACAAUCAGAAGGACGAGUUUGUCAAACCAGUUUGUCCAGAAAAUUUUAAGCCCAGUUGUAAAUAAAUUAAUUAAGUUUGUGAUUGAUUA